Gastrolobium bilobum is the source of this 787-nucleotide messenger RNA. Its product is annotated as histidine-containing phosphotransfer protein 4. The record is from RefSeq and is a predicted model, not a curated record. Gene Ontology annotation, cellular component: cytoplasm; nucleus. Gene Ontology annotation, molecular function: histidine phosphotransfer kinase activity; protein histidine kinase binding. NCBI's taxonomy places the organism in Eukaryota, Viridiplantae, Streptophyta, Magnoliopsida, Fabales, Fabaceae. The transcript is spliced from 6 exons. The coding region runs from base 92 to 544 and encodes 150 amino acids. Gene Ontology annotation, biological process: phosphorylation; phosphorelay signal transduction system; cytokinin-activated signaling pathway.
CCUUCAACUACAAUAGUGUUCACUGUCUUUAUUCUCUCUCUCUCUCUUUCCAUUCUUUGUUUGUUCUCUCUGACAUUGACAUUUUCUAAAAAUGGAGAGAAACCAUUCCCGCAGGCAGGUUGCUGCAAUGAAACAGUCCCUCUUUGAUCAGGGACAUCUGGAUGAGCAGUUUAUCCAACUGGAAGAAUUGCAAGAUGAUGCUAAUCCUAACUUUGUUGAGGAAAUUGUGACUCUUUACUACCGUGAUUCAUCUAGGCUUAUCUCAAACAUGGAGCAGACACUUGAGAGGAACCCAUUGGAUUUCAACAAGCUAGACACAAUCAUGCACCAGUUUAAAGGAAGCAGCUCAAGCAUUGGAGCCAAAAAGGUGAAAGCAGAAUGCACUCUGUUUAGGGAAUAUUGCAGGACAGGAAAUGCAGAAGGAUGUAGAAAGAGUUUCCAACAAAUGAAGAAAGAAUAUGCAGCACUGAGAAAGAAACUUGAAACUUAUUUUCAGCUAGCUAGGCAAGCUGGGACCAUGGAGACAGCAAGUCGCCCCAAGUAAAGAGCUUAUGGAUAUUCAUAAUGCAUGUGAUGAAGGCAAAUGUAAUUGGUGAAUUUUGUAACUUGAAAAAAAACAAAAAAUACAUAUUCACCACAAGAAUAUGAAUGGUAAUAUCAACCGUUUGGGGGAUAUUAUGAUUCCAAAUAUCAGUUUUGUUUUGAAAUGCUCUAUUAUUCUAUAGGAAUCUUGCUAUGGAGCUCUAUAGUUUGUACUACUACUUCUAUAUGUUACAUCAAAUUAUAA